Molecule: messenger RNA, 1179 nt
Organism: Lineus longissimus
Lineage: Eukaryota; Metazoa; Nemertea; Pilidiophora; Heteronemertea; Lineidae
Product: coiled-coil domain-containing protein 127-like
Exons: 3
Coding region: 198-908 (236 amino acids)
Source: RefSeq, a predicted model, not a curated record
GAUUUUGUCAUCCUCCACCGAAGACAAUCAUACCAUGGACGUUUUCAUGGCGAAGACAGAACUAGGCACGCAGCCACGGCAAAUACGGAAUUGGACAAGGAAGGGAAAAAUCAAACAUUUCCAAUGUUAUGAUGUCAGUAGAAGAAGCGUCACAGAACUGCAUUUUACUGAUAGUAGACUGAAAAUUUGGGGCACCAAUGGGUAACAUCAUCCCCCUUCCAGCGAACCCUGUCUUCGACCAACAGGGGGCAGCACCGGUGAUGAACAUACCUCCAGACGGACAAAUGCUGAAUGAUCCUAACAACCCCCAUUCAAAACAGAUGCUGGGGGUUAUUCUCAAUGGUCUCAUACCAAUUGCUGGGAUUUGUCUUUUCGCAUACACUGCUAAAAGACACAGUGAUGAGACCAAGGCCCUGAAAAAAGAUCGAGACUACACUGUCGCAAAACUUGUCAAUGAGCUCGAACAGCAGAAGGGUGUAGGCGAUGGAGGGUCCAGAAGGGGAGCUGCAGGUGAACUAUUAUCAGAGCUAGAGCGUGAAGAGAACAUAAUUCGCCUCGCAAAACUAAAAGAAUUAAGAGUUUACGACGAAACGUUGGAAAAAAUCUUGGAUGUACGUUGUAGUAGGUUUAAGAAAAAGGACCAGAGGAUCCAUUUACAGAAUAUCUUGGUGAAUAAUUUGACUAAACCAACAGGUCAUUUGCAAGGCUUGGACAUGUAUAGAGGUUUGGACGAUGUGUUCACGCAUGAUCAUCAUUUCUGCGCGAAUUCUAAGGAGCAGAAUGGAAAGUUCCGGCAACUGUACGUUGAACAUUGGAGAUUGAAAGUCGAGCUGCAGCGGUAUAAGAACGUAGUUGAAAGGCUGAAAAUUGGCCUGGGGAUGAGUGGGAAUGAGUCGAAGAAAGGUUGAGAACUAUAAAUGUGUUUUUUAGACAACAUUGACACACGGAGUACUAAGCUAACUCAACCCUGUAAGCCAGGAGAGACUUAGAGUUAUUGUGGAAUGAAGGAGGAACUCAGUCUGACCUCUGCAACAACAGAUGCCCGAAAGCCCGUUAUGCUCGUAAUUUGGCUUUUGAUUCUCUGGGGGCCUUUACUCUUUAUUGACGAAACAGAAAUGAGGCUGGGGGGGGGAAGUGUGGCUUACAGCCCAGUGUAAUUCAGCUCGAAUAUAGCACAAC